AAGAAGUUAAUAAUAUUUUAGGUGAUCUCAAAAAAGUUGGUUGUAAAAAUCAACUAUUGACAAAAUUCUUUCAUCUUCUGGCAAUUGUUUGUCUUAAGGAUUUAUUUCUUUUGUAAUUUUCCUCAACACAUUUCGAAAUGGAUCGUUGGGCUGGAAAAAUAGCGAUUGUAACUGGCGCUAAUUCUGGAAUUGGUUUUGCAAUCGCUAACGCAUUAGUUAUUAAAAAUAUGAUUGUCGUUGGAGUUGACAUAAAAAAGGACAAAAUGGAGAGUGAGAUAAAAAGUACUAUAAUUAGAGGAAAAUUUUAUAGUCGUUUAUGUGAUGUUUCAAAAUCAGAGAAUGUUAAAGAAUUAUUUAAUUGGGUGGAGAAGAAUUUAGGUUGUCCUCGAGUUAUAGUGAAUUGCGCUGGAAUUUUUAUCGCUGGACGAAUAAUAGAGACAAAUUCGUCAGAUUGGAAAAAAGUUAUAAAUACGAAUUUAGUUGGUUUAUUAAAUUGUUGUCAAAUUGGAGUAUCGGUCAUGAAAAAAUGUGAAGAAGAAUGUCAAAUUAUAAAUAUGUGCAGUAUUACUGGACAAAGAAUACUUAGAGAUCCAGUUCUGAAAAUGAAUGUUUAUCCGGCAACGAAACACGCAGUUCGUGCAGCAACAACAAUUUUAGAAAAUGAAUUACUUGACAGUAAAAUAAAAGUUGCGGAUAUUUGUCCAGGAUUCACUAAUACACCGUGCGCAAACAAUAAAUCGAUUGAAGGAGACUUGGCAGGUAUGCCAUUUUUAGAAACAGAAGAUGUAGCAGAAUCUGUUAUUUAUAUUUUGGGUACUCAUCCACGAGUACAAGUUAAAGAAGUGACACUUUCAGUUCAUGGUGAGAAGUUUACUACUGGGCAAAGAAUACUUAGAGAUCCAGUUCUGAAAUUGAAUGUUUAUCCGGCAACGAAAUACGCAGUUCGUGCAGCAACAAAAAUUUUGGAAAAUGAAUUACUUGACAGUAAAAUAAAAGUUUCGGAUAUUUGUCCAGGACUCACUAAUACACCUUGUGCAAGCAGAAAAUCGAUUGAAGAAGACUUUGGAGGUAGGCCACUUUUGGAAGCAGAAGAUGUGGCAGAAUCUGUUAUUUAUAUUUUGGGUACUCAUCCACGAGUACAAGUUAAAGAAGUGACACUUUCAGUUCAUGAAAUAAUGAAUCGCUGGGAGGGUAAAGUUGCAAUCGUUACUGGUGCAUCUAAUGGUAUUGGAUUAUCAAUUGCCAAGACUUUAUUUAAACAAGGAAUGAUUACCGUAGCAGUGGCGAGAAGAAAAGAAAAAAUAGAGAGUGAAAUGAAAGAUGUUAAAGGAAAAGGAAAAUUAUACGCAUUGCAAUGUGAUGUUUCCAAAGAGGAAGACGUUCAUCAAGUUUUUCAAUGGAUAAGAAAAAAUUUUGGAAAUAUUCAUGUGGUUAUCAACAAUGCUGGCACUUCAGUAAAAGGAAAAAUAAUAGAAACAAAUGAGAAAGAUUGGCAUCAAGUUAUUGGAGUAAAUAUCCUAGGAGUAUUAUAUUUCUGUAAGGAAGCGAUAAAAAUGAUGAAAGAAUUUGGCGAAGAAAGUCACAUAAUAAAUAUUAACAGCAUUGUUGGGCACAGAAUUGUUCGAAGUGUAGGCGGAUGGGAUUCGAAUAUUUAUGCUGCAACGAAACAUGCAAUAACUGCAUUAACAACAACUUUAGAACUAGAAUUAAUUGACAGUAAAAUAAGAAUGACGAGUAUUUCACCAGGUUUUACAAGAACAAUUUUUCCAACUAUAGAUCAAAAGGAUCAACCGACGAAAGACAUAGUGAAUACUGCGCCUAUUAUGGAAACAGAGGAUAUUGCGGAAGCAAUUGUUUAUAUUUUGGGAACACAUCCACGUGUUCAAGUGACAGAAUUAACAAUUAAACCUCUAGGUGAAACGUUUUAAUUUUUUUUCAGUUCAAUUAAAAUUACAUGUAAAAAUCAAUUAGUUCCUAUUUUCUCUAUAAAAUAAAGUAUCAAAUAAUUCGAAAAUAUUUCAAAGUGGAAAUA
This is a messenger RNA of Leptopilina heterotoma, 2032 nucleotides long. RefSeq lists its product as uncharacterized. The record is from RefSeq and is a predicted model, not a curated record. Bases 138 to 1928 code for a protein of 596 amino acids. Lineage: Eukaryota; Metazoa; Arthropoda; Insecta; Hymenoptera; Figitidae. The transcript is spliced from 12 exons.